UCUCUCCCCUGGCAGUCAGGGCUGGGUGUCGGGGGGGAGUCAUUAAUUCCCCCAGGCAGUUGUUCUAAGUCUUGCGGGGGCGCGAGCUCAGGGUCUUGGUCCAAAUCCCAGUUUGCGGGACUCGCAGCUGGGGCACCUCUGACCCCGUCCCGCGCCCAGCUGGGGUUUGAUUUGUGGCCGGGAUUCUCCUUCGCUGCCUGCCCGAAACCCCAGAGCCGGCUGGUCUCCGCGCUGGGGAGCUGUCCCCAUGCAGCGUUCCAGGCGGCUGCUCCCUACCCCAGAGCCGGCUGGUCUCCGCGCCGGGGAGCUGUCCCCAUGCAGCGUUCCAGGCGGCCGCUCCCUACCCCAGAGGCGGCUGCGUCUCCGCGCCGGGGAGCUGUCCCCAUGCAGCGUUCCAGGCGGCUGCUCCCUACCCCAGAGGCGGCUGCAUCUCCGCGCUGGGGAGCUGUCCCCAUGCAGCGUUCCAGGCGGCCGCUCCCUACCCCAGAGCCGGCUGCAUCUCCGCACUGGGGAGCUGUCCCCAUGCAGCGUUCCAGGCGGCUGCUCCCUACCCCAGAGCCGGCUGCGUCUCCGCGCCGGGGAGCUGUCCCCAUGCAGCGUUCCAGGCAGCUGCUCCCUACCCCAGAGGCGGCUGGUCUCCGCGCCGGGGAGCUGUCCCCAUGCAGCGUUCCAGGCAGCUGCUCCCUACCCCAGAGGCGGCUGGUCUCCGCGCCGGGGAGCUGUCCCCAUGCAGCGUUCCAGGCAGCUGCUCCCUACCCCAGAGCCGGCUGCAUCUCCGCACUGGGGAGCUGUCCCCAUGCAGCGUUCCAGGCGGCUGCUCCCUACCCCAGAGGCGGCUGCGUCUCCGCGCCGGGGAGCUGUCCCCAUGCAGCGUUCCAGGCGGCUGCUCCCUACCCCAGAGCCGGCUGCGUCUCCGCGCCGGGGAGCUGUCCCCAUGCAGCGUUCUAGGCGGCCGCUCCCUACCCCAGAGGCGGCUGGUCUCCGCGCCGGGGAGCUGUCCCCAUGCAGCGUUCCAGGCGGCUGCUCCCUACCCCAGAGGCGGCUGGUCUCCGCGCCGGGGAGCUGUCCCCAUGCAGCGUUCCAGGCGGCUGCUCCCUACCCCAGAGGCGGCUGGUCUCCGCGCCGGGGAGCUGUCCCCAUGCAGCGUUCCAGGCGGCUGCUCCCUACCCCAGAGCCGGCUGCGUCUCCGCGCCGGGGAGCUGUCCCCAUGCAGCGUUCUAGGCGGCCGCUCCCUACCCCAGAGGCGGCUGGUCUCCGCGCCGGGGAGCUGUCCCCAUGCAGCGUUCCAGGCGGCUGCUCCCUACCCCAGAGGCGGCUGGUCUCCGCGCUGGGCAAGCCCUCCCGUGUUGGCCGCGCUCCGAGGAAAGGCGUGUGAUGCUCUUGUGCUGAAUGCCCUGGUUCUCCUGCUUGCUGGAUUCUUUCCUCUGUCGGCGCCUGGCCUGGGAAAUCCGCGUUUCUCCCUGCGUCUGGAGUCCGUGUCCCCUCUGGUCUAUUCUCUGCCCUUAUCCCCGGGGUGGAGGGGGGCAGUCUCCCGCCCCCACCGGUCUGUGUCCCCCGGGCUCUGGCACGCUCAGCCCUCCCCUUAUCCCAGCCACUGGGGACUCCCCCGUUAGCUGGCGCCCGCACCCCUCACUUGCUGUCUGGGCGUUCCCGAUCCUCUCCAGUGCUGUGGGGUGUGCCGUAGCUGAGGGCGGGUUCCCAGUGUCAGUGCGACUUGGGUUCCUUCCCUGUCCUCGGAGAUGCCGGAGUUAACUAGCCCUGGUCAAGCGCAGCAGGGUGGGGGCUGGUCUGCCGUCCGCGGGCCGGUGGCGGGUAGUUCCCCAGGCCGAGCGUCUUUCCUCUCCUGCU
Molecule: messenger RNA, 1848 nt
Organism: Caretta caretta (loggerhead turtle)
Lineage: Eukaryota; Metazoa; Chordata; Testudines; Cheloniidae
Source: RefSeq, a predicted model, not a curated record